Grosmannia clavigera kw1407 is the source of this 8016-nucleotide messenger RNA. Its product is annotated as RNA helicase rnase. Bases 1 to 8016 code for a protein of 2671 amino acids. The record is from RefSeq and is a predicted model, not a curated record. Lineage: Eukaryota; Fungi; Ascomycota; Sordariomycetes; Ophiostomatales; Ophiostomataceae. Gene Ontology annotation, biological process: siRNA processing. Gene Ontology annotation, cellular component: cytoplasm; nucleus; RISC complex. The transcript is spliced from 11 exons. Gene Ontology annotation, molecular function: RNA binding; ribonuclease III activity; ATP binding.
AUGAUUGCGCGGGCUGCCAUGGCUGCCUGUAGGCUGCACGACCACCUGUCGGACGGGGCAGCUUGGUCCAGUGACGAGAUAGAGGAAGCAUCGUUCAUAGACCGUGGCGACAGCGUCGACCACAGCUACGACUACGGCUACGGCAACCGUCACAGGCUUAAGCGAGACUACAUCUACGAUACGGAAGCUCCGGCGGAGGAGGCUGAUGCCCUGGUUGCCGCGUCUCGGGCCUAUCAGCUGGAGAUGUUCGAGGAGAGCCUGAAGAAGAACAUUAUCGUCGCUAUGGACACCGGAACCGGCAAGACACGCGUAGCGAUACUGCGGAUCAGGACAGAGCUCGAGCGAUCACCUCUAAAGAUUGUGUGGUUCUUGGCCACGACUGUGUUUCUAUGCGACCAGCAGUUCAAAGCGAUCGUGUCUCAGAUACCAGGUGCCCAGGCAAAAAUCAUCACGGGACAGAGCGGCGUGGAUGCCUGGUCGACACAGGCUGUCUGGGACGCUGUACUUCUUAACGUCCGGAUCGUGGUUGCCACGCAUCAGGUCUUGUUGGAUGCCAUGCACCAUGGCUUUGUGAAGAUAUCGUCGAUAUCGCUGCUUGCCUUUGACGAAGCGCAUGCUUGCGUCAAGGAGCAUGCGGGCAAGAGGAUUAUGAGCGAGUUCUAUUAUCCUGCGCUGAACCGGGGCGAAGUGGUACCGGCGAUCCUCGGCAUGACGGCCAGCCCGGUGCACGGCACGAAACUAGACGGGCUCGACAAGCUGGAGCAGACGCUGCACGCCGUGUGCAGGACGCCGAAGCGACAUCGGGCGGAGCUGGUGGCACACACGAAACAACCGUCGACGUCAGCACACGUGUGCGACCCCCGCGCAGGCCUCUCUGCACCGAUCCCCCAGAACGCGGCGCGGCUGCAGCAAGUCUACGACGCGGGCGAGAUACGGUCAUUCACGGAAAACGUGCUUGCGUACAAAGGUGGCGAAGGCGAUGUUGAAGUGAAUACAAAGGACUACGACCGGUCGUGGGCCUUUUUGAAGGCAUUUUGCCGUCGAACGUGCCACGUUUACGCCGAGCUGGGCUCUUGGUCGGCAGAUUAUUACGUGCACAAGGUCAUCCGUCGCUGCGUCAACGCAUCGAAUCGAAAAAUUGGACCUGAAGGCCGCCGACCGUAUCUGUUAUUUCUACUGAAGCAGGUCAGAUCUGUCGCACCAGCAAAGCCAGUGUAUGACGCCAACGCCGAUUGCAGCAACAACAUAUCGUUCCUGUCGUGCCUGUCGGCAAAGGUGUUGAAGCUGGUGGAGAUCCUGGAGGCGUGCGAGGCGCGGCGACCGACGGGCAUUGUUUUUGUCAAGGAGAGGCCGAUGGCUGCGGUGCUGGCACGGGUACUGUCGCUGCACCCUCGACUGCACGGUCGAUUCCGGGCCGGUCAUGUGGUGGGAAUGUCCCAGAUGUACACGGACGUGUACGAGGCAGCGCUGGUGCUGAACCCGCGCAAAGGCAGCCAAGAGGCACUGCAGCUGUUUCGGGGGGGGGCAGAAGCCGGGGAAGCAGGAAGAGGAAGGAGAGAAGGAAGCGGAAUCAAUCUGCUGGUGGCCACAAGCGUGAUGGAGGAGGGCAUCGACGUGCCGGCCUGUAACCUGGUGGUGUGCAUCGACGAACUGACCAGCCUGAAGGCGUACAUCCAGAGGCGAGGGCGGGCACGCGAGGAGAACUCGCAGAUGCAUUUGCUGUUGGGGGAGGAUCUGAGAGGGCGGCGGGCACUGACACACGAAUGGGAGGAGCUGGAGCACGAGAUGAAGCGGCGGUACGAAGAUGGCCUGCGCGAGCUGGCCGACCUGGACGGACAGCCCCGUGACGAUGGCCUGGACGACGAGAACAUAAUGCCGCCGUUGGAGGUGGCAUCCACACAGGCGAAGCUGGGGGCACGGGACGCCAAAAACCAUCUGGAUCACUUUUGCGCGACGUCGACGUCGGCCCGAUUUGUCGACUGGCAGCCGGUAUACAUUCUGGAGGAAUACGAAGGCGAUGGCGAGUACGAUGGCGACUUCAACGGCAUAUUUACGCGAGGCACGUUUGCGUCGCCUCGGCUGCUGAGGGCGACGGUGCAGCUGCCGAUCACACUGCCGGCCCAUCUGCGGCGGGCGUGCAGCAAGUAUGCAUGGCGCCAGGAGGAAGAUGCAUGUGCAGACGCGGCAUUUCAGGCAUACAAGGCCCUGUACGCGGCUGGGUUGAUCGGUGACAACCUGCUGCCACCCAAGGCGACCGAAGAUGACGGGCUUGCCGGUCGGACAAUUGAGGGUCGACCGGGCGUGGUGACGGUACAUGCUCGUCAGCGGCCCUGGACGAAGUUGGCGCAGGCCUGGACGGCGUUGGACGCGGCCGCGGAUGGGCCUGAGCGCUGGCUGUACCGCCAUGCAAUGCGGCUGGUCGAUAGCGACGGUGUUGAACUGUAUCAUGCUGACAUGCUGCUGCCAGGCGGGUUUAGUGGGAUUGGGGCAGCAGAACCGAUGGACAUUGCGCCGGUGCGCAUGUUCUGGUCGCCGCAGUCGACCCGGCCGUGGACAAUGGAGUUUGGGCCAGGACAGCGCGAGCUGGUCCAGAGAGGUGGUGGUGAUGGUGGUGGGAAAGGCGACGAUGACCAGACGGCUGUGCUUCUCAAUGCUGCUUACGGCCACCGCUGGCCCAUCAAGGAGGAGCACCGACUCGUGCGGAUUGAGCGAGUGGACGAGCCGCGGCCGACAACCGAGCAGGUGGGCGCAACCGAGUUUUCCGAAGCGCUGUCUGCAGGCCAGCUGUCAGCCUCGUCGUCUGACCCGCGCACGUCGUAUCUUGUCCGCGGCCCCGAUGGCUCGCCGUACCUCUACCAGGGCUAUUCGGCGACCAAGCCGGCGGCGGACAAGAUCCGACGACCGUACAAGGGCUUCGACGAGGAUGCAGACGAUGUGCCGUACGUGCUCUUGCGACCGCUGCCGAAACAGGUUGGUUCCCUACACCGAGUCGUCAACUGCGAGAGAGAUGGAGAGGGCGAGGAACAAGGAGGGUCCAAAGGAGAGUCCAAGCGGCCGUUCUACACCGUCCUUCCAGCGGCCAGUUGCCGCGUGGACCGGAUGCCCAUGGCGGCGGUGCAGUUCGGCGCGCUGAUCCCGCCGUUGAUGCAGGUGCUCGAGGUGCAUCUGGUGGCGGCUGAGCUGCUGUCUUCGACGCGGCUGCGCGAGUUGCCGGUAAGCGAUCGCUCGCUGAUCACUACGGCCAUCAGCGCGCCGGCGGCACGGCUGCACGACAAUUACGAGGUGCUCGAGUUCAUCGGGGACGCCGUCCUCAAGCUCAUGGCAGCGGCUAACUGUGCGGCCCAGAACCUCGACGCGCCCGAAGGCCACCUAUCUCUGUUUAAGGACCGGCUGGUGGCUAACUCGCGGCUCUGUCGAGCAGCAACAGAGUUUGGGCUUGAUCGAUUCAUCGUGGGAUCGCAAUGGUCGCUGCGCGAGUGGCGGGACGUCAAGAUCGAGGCGGAAGAAGAGAAAGGCGGAGAGCAGCUGGUGAUGUCGACCAAGACGCUGGCCGACGUGGUGGAGGCACUGAUCGGAGCGGCACUGGUGGACGGUGGCCUGACUCGAGCGCUGGAGUGCAUGCGGAUACUUUUACCGGAGCGGCAGCCAUGGCUAUCGCUGGAGAAGACACGGGCGACAUUGUUUGCGGCGGCACCGAAACAGACGACAUGGCGGAUACCGACAACACUGGAGGAGCUAUUGGGCUAUCAAUUUCGACGACCGUCGCUGCUGGCCGAGGCGAUGACACACCCAUCGACGCCGGGAAUACGGGAGGGCGGCUGCAUGGAGCGGCUGGAAUUUAUCGGCGACGCGGUGCUGGACUACGUGAUCGUGCAGCGGCUGCUAGGAGGCAAAGGGGGCAAGCGGCUGGACCUGGAGCACCAGAAGAUGCACCUGCUGCGGACGACGGUGGUGAAUGCGGCUUUUCUGGGCUUUGCGGCGAUGGAGUUCAGCAUCAGCUCGGAGGCUUCGACUGUGACGGCGGAUGGCACGGUGACACGGGGCGAGAUCGCGACGCCGCUGUGGGCGUUUAUGCGGCACGGCGGAUCGGAUGAAAUGGCGCGAAUGCAAAAGGCAGCGCAGAAGCGCCACGCAGCACUGCGCGAGUCCGUGCUGGCGGCGCUGUGGGAGGGCUCAGAGUAUCCGUGGGUGCAGCUGGCGCAGCUGCGGCUCGAAAAGGGCUUCUCGGACAUUGUGGAGGCGGUGAUCGGGGCGGUGUGGGUGGAUGCUGGCUCGCUGGGGCCGGUGGAGGCGCUUCUGGAGAAGAUGGGGGUGCUGUCGUACCUGCAACGAGCGCUGGACGAAGACGUGCAUCUGCGGCACCCCAAGGAAGAGCUGGGCCGGAUCAGCGGCAAUGCGCGGCUGCACUACCGGGUGGCGGCAGGCGAGUCAGUACUUCCUCCGCUGGCCGAGGUGCGGCGGAAGCGCAGACGCGACGAAGAGGCGGCCCAGGAUGAGAGCAGCGACGAGGACGAAGACGAGGAGGGGGACGAGAAGAGGGAGGGGAAAGAAGAGGGGGCCCGGGCAGACCAGGCACCCAUCUUCACGUGCCGGCUGUCGAUCAACGGUGUCUGUGUGGUGGAGAUCCUGGACGGCCGGUCGCGCGAAGAGGCUGAGGUGCGAGCAGCGGCGAUUGCGGUGCGUGAUCUGAAGGAGGGGAAGAUCAAGGAAUCUCUGCGCGGCACCGACGUUUGCCAACGAUGCCCACGGCCGGCCGAUGAGCGCCAGAGCCGCAGCUGCGAAGCGAGCUGUUACGGAAGCGAGCUUGGAAGCGGAGAAGAACGUCGAGAGUUGAGAAUCGAGAGGCGAAAGAGGCGAGAGAGAGAGGAGAGUCGGAAGCCGACGACAGGACAGGAGGCCGUCACGAUGCCUGCGGACGGACAGCCGGUGGCGGGCGGCGGCAACAUUCGCGUAUUUGUGCGCUGGCACGAGCCGACUGUCUUCUCGGGUGAAGAGGUGCGAUGCCGCAUCACCUUUCGCAACGUGGCCCCGAAGCCGGCGACGAUGAUGGCGACGGCGACAGCGACGACGACAACGACGAGACCGACGACGCCCGCGCUCGUCCGUCACGCGUCGAUCUCGUCGGUCUCGUCGAUCUCGUCGAUCUCGCACCACCACCACCUGCACCAACAACAACACCAUCACCAUCACCAUCACAACUCGUCCCACGGCAGCUACCAGUCGCUGCCGCUGCCGGCGACAUCUGCGUCUGCGUCUGCGGCAGCAUCGACGUCGCUGCUCGCGGCCCCGGUCCUGUUAGCCGGACCGAGUCCGAACAACAUGAGCAGCACUGCCCGCGGUCACCAGCGGGGGAGCCUUUCCCUGAGCGGCCCGGCCAUCACAUCGCCGCGGACGGUGACGCACGUCCGGCCCAACACCGGCACCGGCACCACCAGCAGCACUAGCAGCAGCAGCACCCCCGGCCGUGGCCACGCCGGCCGCGACCAUCGGCGGUCGCUCUCGAUCGUGUCGCUGCCGUCUCCUGGCGGCCCCAACAGCGCGCUGAUGGCGUCGCCUACCGGCAGCCUUGCCGGCGGUGCGUCUCCGCUCCUCGUCGGCACAGCCGGCUCGUCUACGCCGGCAGCACAGCGACCACGCACGCGCGGUCACGGCCGGGCGGCCAGCCUACAGAUCGGACCGCGGACAUCGAUGACCAGCAGUGGUGCCGUCGCGAGCGGACAGAACGGACAGAACGGCAGCAGCACCAUGACCAGCAGUCCCGGAGGACCGCGGUCGGCCGCCAUCGCUCGGUCCUUCUCGUCCCAGCCGUCGCCGCUGUACAACGCGUCGUUUCCACCAACGUCGGGACGCAUGCUUCCUGGAGGUCACGUGCCAUCCACGUCCACCGCAACAUCGACGGGCCCCAACACGCCCGACAUGGGCGUCGCGCUGCCGACCAUCUACAAAGGACCGGUGCCGCCGCAACAACAGCAGCAGCAGCUGCUGCACGAGGCGGCCCGGGUGCUGUCGACGACCAGCAUCGCCGGGACGCCACGCAGCAGCGGCGAGUUCUACUCGGUCAGCAACCACUCGAGCGAGACGCUGGCCUCGGAGUACGUGGGCCAGCUGGCCGGGCAGCCGGCCGCCCUCUUGCGGCUACAGCAGCAGCAACAACAACAACAACAACAACAACAACAACAGGCCCUGCACGGAGCAAGUCCGCGGCCGCCACACAUGCGGCAAAAGUCGAGCUCGAACCUGCUGUAUCCGCCGUUGCAGGCACACCGGUCGCGGGCGUCGUCGUCGGCAGCAGCCGCGGCAGCAGCGACGAAGCCGGAGACGCUGAUGAUGGGCUAUGCACAGAUCCAGGGGUCCUUCACCCUGGACGGCUCGCUCGUCGACCUGGGGCCGUUUGAGCUGGUGAAGCGCAAGGCCGUGGUGGGCGGACAGGGUGGCGGGGUGAUCGGGAUAGAGAUGGGCGGCGGCAGCAACAACAGCAACAGAAACAACAGCAGCAGCAGCAACAGCAGCAACAACAGCAGCAGCAGCAGCCGGCGCGAGGCCGGGCUGCUCCGGGGGUUCGGUGGGUUCGGCGGGUUUGGCGGCAAGCUGAGCAGCAGCAGCGGCUGGAGCAGUCUCACCAGCUCGCUGGGCGAGCUGCUAGGCGGUGGUGAGAUGAGCACGAUCCGGGAGAUGCGCGACCUGGCGAGCGCCAAGGCGGUGCCGCUGCUGUCGACGCCGCAGUCGGUCCUGUUUGUCGAUCUGCAGCUGGCGCCGGGCGAGAGCGAGACGUUUGAGUACGCCUUCCGGCUGCCACGAGGCCUGCCGCCCACCCAUCGCGGCAAGCUGAUGAAGAUCGCCUACGGACUCGUCAUCGGCACCCAGCGGCCGGGCUCGGCGCGCGAGCAGCGCGUACGCUCCGUCGAAGUGCCCUUUCGCGUUCUUGGCAGCGUCAACAGCCACGGCCAAAUCCUCGGCCACGACCUAACCACGCCGUACAUUCUGCUGCGAGACCAGGCCGUCGUGCGGCCGGUCGAGGGCGACGACGGCCGGCAGCAGACCAAGCAGACGAAACAGACCAAGCAGGCCAAGCAGGCCAAGCAGGCCGAGCAGACGACGCAGAGCCGGGAGGCCGAGGCGGCGCACAAGACCAGUUUUCUGGCUUACGUGGACGAAUUGCUGAGUCAGCAACAAGAGAACAACAGCUCGGACGAUGGGAGUGGUGGUCCGACGUCGCUGUCGGCGCGAGAGGCGAUUGACCUGGCGAUUCUACGCAGCAACAUGGCCGACCGAGGCAGCCGGAGCGACAACAGCCGCGAAAAGGCAGCGGUGAGCGCGAACCGGUUUGAGAUUGCGCGCAACGGGCGGCGGGUGGGCACGGUGCUGCUGGCACGGCCGGCAUACCGGCUGGGCGAGGCGGUGACGUUGGCGGUGGACUUUGCCGGGGCAGCGACGCCCUGCUAUGCGGUGCAUGCGAGCCUGGAGACGGCCGAGCGGAUCGUGGACCCGUCGCUGGCGCUGCGCUCCGAGGCGAGCGUGCAGCGGGCGACGCGGCGGGUGUACGCGUCGGCGUCGGAGGCGACGCUAUGCGCGCGGCGGUUCGUCUUUGCGCCGACGAUUCCGGCCUCGGCAACGCCCGAGUUUGUGACGAGUGGCGUGAGCCUGGACUGGAAGAUCCGGCUCGAGUUUGUCGUGCCGGCCGGAGAGGAGGAGGCAGAGGCGGACACAGCCGGCGAAGGAGAGGGGGACGAAGACGAGCGAGAGGACAUGGCGGCCGGAGUCCACGACGAUCCAGACCGUGCACACGAAAGCCAAAGCCAAAAGACACAGACGGCGCGGACCCGACGACGCCGACAGCUGCCGCCGCUGCUCGAGGAGGUCGGCCGGGACGAUCGCGGAGGCCUCGUGCUGGUGGCGGCCGAGACGCUGGCGUGCGAGAGCUUUGAGGCGGCCGUGCCGCUGCGGGUGUACGGAUGGCCGAGCGGAGGCGGGCCCAUCGACGGCGAGGAGGCCGACAUGCCCGGCAUGGUUGUCUAG